UGCUCUUGGUGCGUUGGACAGCAACUUUUGGCAUGAGCAAGGAGGCGCUUCCCAUCCUGUCUCCGUUGAGCCGAGGUUGUGGGGGGAUACAGGCAGAAAGACUGCUGGUUCCAGCAACAUGGAGAAUGAUGUCGGGUUUAAGUUCCGUCUGCAGCUUUUCUUUAUUAGUGAAAAUCUGGUGACUGAAGAUGUAGCAGCUUUAAAAUUUCUCUGUACUGACUUGCUCCACCUCAGUAAACUAGAACGUGUGAAGUCGGCAGCAGACAUCUUCAGGCUUCUUAUGUUUCAAGAAUAUAUGAAUGCAGAAGACACUUUCCUACUAGCUGAACUCUUAUACAGAAUUAAAUGUCACUCCUUACUCGAGAAACUUGGUUACACCAAGGAAAAAGUACAAGAACAUCUGCAUGAGAAGGGAAGAGUAUCUCCAUACAGGCAGAUGCUGUAUGAACUGUCAGAGAACAUCACCAGUGACAUGUUGGAGGAAAUCAUAUUCCUCCUGCAAAACCAUCUUCCAAAGCGAUGGAUAAUUCCUUCUGCUUUGGAUUUGCUGACUUUAUUGGAAAAGCAGGGCCUUUUAACUAAAGACAAUGUAAACAUACUGAAGGACGUCUUUAAGCGUGUUUCACCUGAUCUCCUGGAGAUAAUAGACUGCUACGAAAAGGCCAAAGAUUACAAGGCAGCUAAUUUGACACAAGUCUUUCCUGAACUAAACCUGGAGCCGCGUGGAGAAUUCAGCAAUGUAGAAAAUGAAUCCAAGACUAUGACAAGCUACAAAAUGGAUGGGCCACACAGAGGAUUUUGUCUCAUUAUUAAUAAUGUUGACUUCAACAAUUGUCAGAGGAAGGGUUCUUGCAAAGAUGCUGACCAGCUGGAGAGAGUAUUCAUGUGGCUCGGUCUGGAUGUGAAGACUUACACAAAUCUGACGUCUGGGGAUAUUGUAAAUCUCAUGGAAACUUGGCAGCGUGUGCAAGAUCACAAAGACAGGAGCUGUUUUAUAUGUUGUAUUCUAUCUCAUGGAAGCUCAGGAGCAAUCUACGGGACAGAUCACAAACUUGUGUCAAUCCGCGUGCUUAUGUCCCACUUCACUGCCAAACAAUGUCCCCAGCUGGCUGCAAAACCCAAACUCUUCUUUAUCCAAGCGUGCCAGGGUAACAGUAUACAGCGUCCUGUCUUUGUUGAUACUGAUGGACCAGCUCCUGACUCAUCUGCUGUGCAAGAGAGAGUUUCUUUUUCUGAAAGUAUUCCUGAAGAGGCUGACUUCCUCCUAGGCAUGGCCACAGUUGAUGGAUGCGUCGCUUUCCGGCACACCGAGGAGGGUGCUUGGUAUAUUCAGUCCCUCUGCAGCAAGCUACAGUUGUUGGUACCAAGGGGUGAAGAUAUUUUGUCAAUUCUUACACAAGUUAAUGAAGAUGUGGCCAGACGUGUUAGCCCUUCAGGGACAAAGAAGCAAAUGCCUCAACCAGCGUAUACCUUGAGAAAAAAAUUUAUAUUCCCAAUACCUAUGGCCCCUCCUCCUUCAGAGCAUCAUUGAGGCUUUUAA
Messenger RNA from Cinclus cinclus, 1540 nucleotides. RefSeq names its product caspase-10-like. Gene Ontology annotation, molecular function: protein binding. The transcript has 8 exons. Lineage: Eukaryota; Metazoa; Chordata; Aves; Passeriformes; Cinclidae. Gene Ontology annotation, biological process: proteolysis; negative regulation of extrinsic apoptotic signaling pathway via death domain receptors. The record is from RefSeq and is a predicted model, not a curated record.